AUGAAGCAUCGCGAUUCUCCACCCAUGAAACCAUCUAUAGAGAAGGAUCCAAAAGUAGAUAUUAAGGCUUUACCACCUCAUUUGAGGUUCUUAAGAGGUGUGAUGAUUGCAACCUUGUGCUUGGUUCAUCGCAUUUCAGAGAAGGGUAUAGAGGUUGAUCGAGCUAAAGUUGAGGUGAUAGAGCGACUUCCUCCACCUAUAUUUGUAAAAGGUAAAGAGUGUAAGUUACAUUUAGAUGAAUCUUGUAUGAAGGCAUUUGCUGAGUUGAAGGAAAAAUUAGGGACCAAAAAUCAACUUGCUGAUCACUUGUCCCGAUUAGAAGAUGAAGCAAUGAGAGAGUUGCAUGAAAAGUCUGAGAAUGAUGAUACUUUCCCUAAUGAGCAUGUACUGGCUGCCACCCAAGACUGGAUUCCAUGGUUCGCAGAUCUUGUUAAUUGUUUGGCUAGUGACAUUGUCCCACUGGACUUGUACUUUCAUCAAAGUAAAAAGUUCAUGCAUAAUGUGAAAAACUUCUUUUGGCAUGAGCCAUUAUUAUAUAGGAGUUAUGCUGAUGGGCAUAUUCGGUGUUGUGUGCCAGAAGUUGAGAUGUUGAGUGUUUUGGAGGCAUGCUAUUCUUCGCCAGUAGGUGGGCAUUAUAGUGGUAUUCGGACUACUCACAAGAUCUGGCAAUGUAGCUACUAUUGGCUAACCAUCCACCAAGAUGCUCAUGAGUUCACCAACGCAUGUUAUAUAUUCCAAAAAGAUGGUGGCAUUUCGAGAAAGCAAGAGCUACCCCUAAAUUCCAUUCUUGUGAUUGAGUCUUUUGAUGUGUUGGGCAUAGACUUUAUGGGCCCUUUUGUGAGUUCUCAUGGGAUGAAUUACAUUCUUGUGGCAUUGGAUUAUGUGUCUAAAUUUGUGAAAGCUCUUGCGCUCGCGAAUAAUGAAGUGAAGAGUGUCACCACAUUCUUGAAAAAGAACAUAUUUUCCAGAUUUGGCACCCCGAGGGCUAUUAUUAGUCAUAGGGGAUCUCCCUUUUGCAACAAGCAUUCUAAGGGAUUAUUGGAAUAA
This is a messenger RNA of Solanum lycopersicum (tomato), 1047 nucleotides long. The record is from RefSeq and is a predicted model, not a curated record. NCBI's taxonomy places the organism in Eukaryota, Viridiplantae, Streptophyta, Magnoliopsida, Solanales, Solanaceae.